UGGACGUUGUCCAGGUACAUUGACAAGGAGAAGGACAUGGCAGAGUUCUCCUUCCCUAGCAUAAUGAGGAAACACGCAGGUACAUAUUGGUGCCAGUAUGAGGUGUCUGGUUAUGAGGACAUAUCAGCGAGGAGUGACCCUGUGGAUCUGGUGCUGACAGAUCACAGCUUUCCCCCACCCAACAUCUCCCUUCACCCCCAGGAACGUGUGGGGACAGGGACCAAAGUCACCAUCCGCUGCUGGAACAAGGACUAUGGGGCCACCUUCCUCCUGCACAAGGAUGGGUGCUCAGCCGCGGUGCAACGUCAGGACCCUGAUGAUGCUGGCACGGCCUCCUUCACCUUCUUUGGGGUGGCCCUGGCAAACUCCGGCACCUACAGGUGCUCCUUCCACCCCUGGCAUUCCCCCUUUCUGUCCUCACCCCUUGGGGACAGUGUGACAUUGGAGGUGACACCCACACCUGCACCCCCAGGUGCUGAGUUGGUGUCCCAUGGGAACCUGGUGGUGGCAGAGCUGAGGGGCUGUGCUGCUGCCCUCGUUUUUGCCCUUGGCAUCUUCUUUGUCAUCAUCGAUGCCCGCAGCCUCUGGAUACGGAGAGAUGAGAGUCUGGGUGGGGAAGGGAUUUAAUGGUUUUGAUCUCCUGCAGAUCUCUGUAGAUCUCCCCAGUUGUCCUCUUGCUCCCCUUCCAUUCUUCUGUAGAGUGCACCAGGUGUACCUUUUGAUCCACUAUUGGUUUCCUAUCGAUUCCCCCAAGUGUUCCCUGACCCCAUCCCAUCUCCUACAA
Phasianus colchicus (ring-necked pheasant) is the source of this 784-nucleotide messenger RNA. The record is from RefSeq and is a predicted model, not a curated record. Lineage: Eukaryota; Metazoa; Chordata; Aves; Galliformes; Phasianidae.